Chelonus insularis is the source of this 3735-nucleotide messenger RNA. RefSeq names its product lonely heart (gene loh). Bases 877 to 3525 code for a protein of 882 amino acids. NCBI's taxonomy places the organism in Eukaryota, Metazoa, Arthropoda, Insecta, Hymenoptera, Braconidae. The record is from RefSeq and is a predicted model, not a curated record. Gene Ontology annotation, cellular component: extracellular matrix. Gene Ontology annotation, biological process: extracellular matrix organization; proteolysis. Gene Ontology annotation, molecular function: metalloendopeptidase activity. The transcript has 16 exons.
GGUCUCUAUAUAUUGGCCGGCAUCUCCCACGCCUAACUACUAUCAUUCUUGUUGCGGUAGCCUUAGAGGACGGAUCGUCGAACGCGCCUCUCUCUUGAUUCACGAUUCUUUACUCCAGCACUCGCGUGCGUGCUUCAUCCUCCAGUUUCUGGUCUUGCACGUGCCGUCCAAUCGAUUACAAACAAACAUUUUUAUUAUUUGUCCAACAUUUGAACACACCUUCAAAACAAUUAUAAACUCAUCUUCGUGUCAAAUAUAUUUAUAUCAAAUUUAUGUGGAAAAUAUUCCAGUUUUAGCAGAAAAUGUAGUAGAAAGUGAAGUUGAAAAAUGAAAGAAAAGUUGGAAUUUAAUUGGUUGAAAUGAACAGAUGAAUUAUUAAUUAAUCAGACUCAGGAUUGAUAAUAAUCAACUUGAGAAUGAAUUUAUCAACAAAAAAUGUCAUAAGUUAACAAACGAAAUAAUUGUACACGUGAACGAGGAAAUAAAUAAUUGAAUUACUGCUUUCUCGUCUCCGUGUCACUCGCGAUUUCUCUCUUGUCGACACAUAAGUCUAUUUUUUGUUAUUACUUUGUUUAUUAUUAUAACAAACAAGUGUGUUUUGUUGAUAUGACCAUCGUGUGUUCCACUUUAUGGCUCAUUUUUCUCAAUCAUCCUCGCCUCAAACGUGAAAUAGAAACCACCAUCGUCUCAAUUUCCUACAAUCAUCACAAUAUAUUAAUUAUAUAAAUAGUUACAAUCAGUGUGGUCAAGUGAUAAAUGUGAAGUAAUUAAAUUAUUUUUCAUUCAUGCGACUAAAAGUUAAUCAACGGAUGAAGUGAAAGAUGAAAUGUUUUCUAGGACACUCUUGAUAGUCAUUAUAAAGUGAGACGUAUAGCCAUGGAUUGUACGCAGGAUUCACAGGACAAUUUAUCACCAAGUCACCAAGAAAACCACAGUGCUAGAUCGACUAGCCGGAAGUCACAUUGUGGUAUACCUCAGUAUAAAUUCAGAAUCAGUGGUUUGAGAUGCAUUCUGCUAUUGAUUAUAUUCUCUACUAUGUCAUUUGUGCACUCGUAUGUCCCAGAAAAGUAUCCAAUUGAGGUUUACCACAUGCUACAGGAAAGAAGCCAGUAUGGAUUUGGAAGAGAUAAUCGUGUAAGAGGAAGCUGGGGUUCUUGGAGCUCUUGGAGUGAAUGUUCGAGAUCUUGUGGCACUGGAGUCCAGUCUCAAGCCAGGCAAUGUGUUCUUCGUAAUACUGUAAGGAAAAGGAGUGUAAUAAAAGAAGGAAACUCUACUACUAGUCUAAAACCAGUGUGUAUUGGUACUUAUAAAAGAUACCACAUUUGUAAUACGCAGGAGUGUCCAGAUUUUUCUGAAGACUUUCGAGCACAACAAUGUGCAAAAUAUAAUGACAGACUUUACAAGGGAGAAAAUCAUGCCUGGGUACCUUUUCUUAAUGCACCAAAUCCUUGUGCAUUGAACUGUCGAGCGGUAGGUGAACGAUUCUACGCAACUUUAGAGCCAGCAGUGGUCGAUGGAACACCAUGUGAUGGUCCGAAUUUACGUGGAAAGAGUAUGGGACUGUCUGUAGAUCGUACUGAACAAUGGCUUUGCGUCGCUGGACAAUGCAGGUCAGUUGGAUGUGAUGGAGUCAUUGGUUCCGGUGCUGUCAGAGAUACCUGUGGUGUUUGCGGAGGGCAGGGGAGAGGCUGCAAACUCUUUGAGGGUAUUUUUAUGGAACCAAUUUUACCCAAAGGUCAUCAGCCAAUCACCACGAUUCCGCGGGGGGCUAUGUCAUUAAAUAUUUCAGAAUUACGCCAUAGUAGUAAUUAUUUAGCUCUGAAAGCCGAAAAUGGAAGUUAUAUUCUCAAUGGGCCAUGGUCAGUGAGCCCUAGUGGGAUUUACAAGGCUGCAGGAAGUAUUGUAACUUAUCAGAGAGGUGAUAGGAAUAGGAUGGAAAGUAUAACGGCAACAGGUCCACUAACUGAGUCAGUAAACUUGGAAAUUUGGUAUCAUGAAAUGAAUCCUGGAAUUUUAUAUAAAUAUAUGCUACCAGCGCCAGAAAUUACUGACGAUAAUGCAAUUCUUGCUCCACCACUUUAUGCAAAUGAGAUACCUGAUCAUCAUUCACAAGUAGAAAUGUCCAUAAGACGACCGCAAAUCGAUUUAUCAAGAAAUCACAUAGAUGAGGAGCUUCUUAAACCUAAAAAAGAAGAAGUAAAAUUUUCUCCAACUACUGUGAUGGCUGGUGACGCACCAAAUGUUAAUCUAUCAGAACCUAAAGUGAAGAAAUUAAAAAAGAAGAAGAGAAAAUUUUCUUGGAAAGUUGUGGGUCUUUCGCCAUGUUCAAAGACUUGUGGAGGAGGUGUUCAAAGUACCAUCAUAAAAUGUGUGAGAGAAGAUAAAGAUAAUCCAGUACCAGAUCGGAGAUGUAGAAAAGUCGAAAAGCCUCCAACACCGCCACCUCUUCAAUGUAAUGAUCAUUCUUGUCCUCCCCGUUGGAGAGCUGAUGCUUGGUCUGAAUGCUCGGUAACUUGUGGCUCUGGCGUUAAAACUCGACGUCUUGAAUGUGUUCAAGAUUUAAAUUCGAAAUUAACUAUACGAGUAGCAGCAGGUGCAUGCUCACAGCCACCGGAUUUAAGUACUGUCGGAGUAUGUACAGGUCCACCAUGUUCAAGUGUCAAUGAAUCAAGAGAAACUAACACUCAAUAUAUUCUUAUCGACACAUGGGAGGUUGGUCCAUGGAGUCCAUGUUCUUCAAGUUGUGGUAAAGGCUUUAAGAAUCGGACAAUCACUUGUAAAGCUGAAGAAUGUUCAGAAGCUACCAGACCAGUAGCUGAAGAAUCUUGUGAAACUCCAUGUUCUCCUCAGCACGGUGAAUCUAUCUGGUUGUACACUGAGUGGUCUUCUGAGUGUUCGACAAAAUGCGACCAUGAAUUGGAAACGAGAAAAGUAGCCUGCAGCGAUGGUAACGAAUUAUUUUGCGAUCCUUUGAAGAGACCAGCAUCGGAGAAGCGGUGUCCAGUGAAUUCAACUAGAAAUUGUACUCCCAGAUGGUUCACUGGACCGUGGUCUCCUUGUUCUGUUAUGUGCGGUGAAGGCACAGCCCGUCGAGAGGUAAUUUGCAUCGGUUACUCGUCCGGUGAAUCAAAGAUUCUUUCCGAAAGUAAUUGCACUUCAUCGAGGCCGCCUGCAGAGCAGAACUGCCGCAUGCCUGCGUGCCCACCUGAGUGGUUCACAUCCGAUUGGAACAUGUGUACGGCUUCCUGUGGUGGUGGCACGCAAGAACGAGUUGUUCGGUGUCUUCAUCAAGGCUUGGAAUCAUCAUUGUGCGAUGAAAAAAAUAAGCCUGAGCUUAAGAGGCCAUGCAAUAUUAAACCAUGCAGUAAGAGUGUUAUGUCACCUCAAAAAUUAUCGAAAAAAGUACAUAUUAAUAAUGACUGUGUAGACAAAUAUCCAAAUUGUGGAUUGGUAGUUAAAGCUGGAUUAUGUCGAAUAAAAUACUAUAAACACUCUUGUUGUGGUUGUCUUAAUCAACUACAAUAAAAAUUUUGUUGUUCAAAAAGUGUGAAAAAAAAGUCUGAAGACAAUAUUGAGUAGUAAAAUUUUUUUGUAAAAUAUUUAAAAGUAUUUUUUCACGAUGAAACGCUUAAAAUAAUCAAGAUAUAGAUAUAGCGCUCUGUAAGUAAUGAAUUAUUUUAUUGUAUAGACAAAAGAUAAAAUUUCCGUACAAAUAGUUAAAAAACAAAUAAAUGU